GCCUCCCCGUGUUUAAGGUAGUCUGAGUGGAGAAAGUAAAGAAGAUGGAAGGAGCCGAUGUUGUUGAAUUAUUGAGGAGAUUCAUAGAGAAGUGAAGUGAUAGCUGUCUCCUCGUCCUGUCGGAACCAUAGAAGACAGCGAUACCGAGGAACUGAAAGAUAGCAUGCCAGUAGAGGCGACUCCACUGCAGAUGAGGGAACAUGUUGGCUAUGGACCAAGGAGUGGUGGAGGAAUGGCUGUCAGAAUUUAAGACCCUUCCUGACAGCGCCGUGUCCACCUACGCUGCCUCACUGAAAGAGAAAGGUUCCCUGGUACCAGCAAUCUACAAGGUCAUCCGAGAAAACUACAGUGACUUGCUGGAGCCAGUCUGUCACCAGUUAUUUGAAUUUUACAGGAGUGGUGAGCCACAGCUGCAGCGUUUCACGCUACAGUUCCUGCCAGAGCUCCUGUGGAGCCUCCUGUCCGUCAGUGCAGCCAGAGAUCCCCACAAUUCUGGCUGCAUCGAGGCCCUACUGCUGGGAAUUUACAACCUGGAAAUAGUUGAUAAAGAUGGACAGAGUAAAGUGUUGUCCUUUACAGUCCCUUCGCUCUCCAAACCGUCAGUGUACCACGAGCCCUCAGCCAUCGGCUCCAUCGCUCUAACAGAAGGGGCUCUAGCCAAUCACGGGCUGAGCAGAGUAGUGUACAGUGGGCCACACCUGCAGAGAGAGACCUUCACAGCACAGAACAGAUUUGAGGUGCUGACCUUCCUGCUACUGUGCUACAACGGUGCCCUGAGCUACAUGACGUGCAACUCCCUCCAGUCCCUCUGCCAGUUCAGCUCCAGGGUUUGUAUAUGUGGUUAUCCAAGGCAACAGAUGCGACGAUACAAAGGUAUUAGCACACGGCUGACGGUCACGUCGGAGUUCCUCGUUCAGCUCAUCACAGGGAUACACUAUGCCUUGUGUAAUGGGGAAGUUGAACUGGGAUCCAAAGCACUGGAUGACGUUUUGUAUCGAGCCCAGCUAGAGUUGUUCCCUGAGGCUCUACUGGUGGGCAAUGCCAUCAGGUCAUCGCUGCAUGGUGCGGCACUGAAGAGCAACAACAAGGAGGGUGCACGGAGUAUCCAGGUGGAGAUUACACCGACCUCCUCCAGGAUCUCCCGAAAUGCCGUCACCUCCCUCUCUAUCAGGGGACACCGCUGGAAGAGACACGAUGCUGUGGAUCUGGGUUCCCCAGAUGAGCUGAUGGACAUUUCAGAGGUGGAUGAAGGGGUGUGGCCAGGUGUGGUUGGGCCUGACAUGACCCCACCCACGAUCACUAUCAGCAACAGCAUCACCACGUUGAACCUGGGGGCCAAGGCCAUGAAGAAGUGUCGUCUUGGCGGGCGCAACAGCAAAGACAAGGAGACGAGCCCUCUAACAACUGGCCGGGCUGCCAGUGAGAACACCGAGCACGCUGUCAAGAGACUGACUCUCACCUCCAGCCAGUCGGUGCCUAAGGCAGGAGCUCUCACCAGCCUAACACGCACCGCCAGCGCCGUCUUCUCCCGCUCCUUUGAGCAUGUGGCUGGCAGUAAUGCGCCUCCCUCCACCAACCACAACACCUGCGAAGCUGCUCUCUACUCGUGCAGCCUCCAGGAGGAAGGGUACCUGAGCCCCGCGCCAAACCACACGCAGCGCUCUCCCAGCAUCAGCGUGCACCUCGGCUCUGACCUUUGAACCCUUUGAUACUCCUUACUACAUGAACCCUCACCUGUGACCCUUUACCUGUGACCUGGAACUCCAAGCCAUGCCAAUUGCAGAAGAACAACAAUGAUAUGAACAAACACUCUUGUCUGUUUCCUCUGUCGCUCCAUUUAUGACGUGUUUGAUGGUGUGUGGCGUAAACCAGUCUGCUGUUCUGCUCCAUCCAGAGAGCAUCAGCUACUCUUCUCUUCUUCAGCACAGUCAGCUCCUCUGCGUCUGAUGGAGGCAGCAUGUCAGUGAUACCUCUUCCAGCUUCACAGAUUAUUAUUAUUUUUUUUUUAAAAGUAGUGUACUGUUGCUGUGGAGUUGUACCAGUACAGUCUUGUACUAUCUUGCAGAGCAGCCUGUUGUUAAAUGGGUAAACUCAUGACUAAAAUCUGUGUGGGAAAGUAUUUUCAUAAUGUAUUUGAUUCUGCAUUUGUUGCCCUGCAUGGCUUUUCAUUAUGCCCAUUGUGACUUUGCCCUGGUUUGUGGAAGGGCUCGUUUGUGAGUGUGUGAACGUCUGCUUGAGGGUGUGUACUGUACAGUCUGUUUUUAUAUAUAUAUAUAUAUAUAUGUAUAUGUAUGUAUGUAUAUAUAUAUGUAUAUAUAUAUAUGUAUAUAUGUAUAUAUAUGUAUAUGUAUAUAUGUAUAUAUAUAUGUAUAUGUAUAUAUAUGUAUAUGUAUAUAUAUAUAUAUAUAUAUAUAUACUGUAUGUUUUUAGAAUAAAGGCUGCUGCUGAUUGAUACAGUGAAUAGGGUAUGAUUCCCAUAUCUGAAACAAGUGUUUCUAAUACUUUAAAAAAAAAAUCAAGAUCUUUUCAUAGCAAUACAAUGAGCUCCCAUACUCCCUGUGUUCACUUUUCUAAUUGUCAACAGUUACAGCUACAGUAUGCUUCUUAAAAGUGAUCACUAAAUAAUCACGAGUGUGAUAAGAAUCAUUUUUUAUGUUUACAGUUGCACAGUAUUGUCAUUAUGGAGAAGCAAUAUGUGUGUCGUUCACUCGUUCUCGCACCUUCCCGAUUUGCUGUGCAUUUGAUGGCAGAAAUAAAAAUCCAACUUCUGAUUUACUUAAAAGGAGAUUUUGGGGUUUUGGGGACAAUGAGCAAGUGUGACUUGUUAAGUAUUGACUUUUGCACUUGAAAGAGUGUUUUUAACUUGGGUAUUUUCUUAUGAUGUACAAGAGGUUUGACUCUUAAAAUUGUGGUGUUUCCCUGUUUUUGUCUGUGUGUGAGAGAAAUGCGUUGUUGCUCCGUUCACAUCUGUCUACUUAUUCAGAAAUAUUAAAACCAAAUACUGACUUAAACUCAACCUGCCUGUUUUGAGUGAACCGUGAACUGUAAACAUACCCUUUCCUGAGCUGACAUGAGAAGGCUUUCAAGGCAGCACAGCAUUUUCCCUCUUCUCAGAUUUACCCACCAUUCCAGAUGUUUGUAGUACUUUUGGUGGUAUGUUUCCAGUGUCACUCCAUGUUGUUCAGCACAUCAUAAGAUGUGGUGAUAUUGUCUUGUACCAAAAUGGUUUAAAUUCCCAUCCGUCUGCUACAUUCUGUUGUCUUGAAUCAGGCACCUGUGCUGCCCCACCUAAAGUGUAUUCUGUUGGCUUUGUGCUCCAGCUGUCAAAGUGUCCAUAGCUUGGUGGGACAAUAACAAUCAUCAUGUUUCUCUAUGUGGGUUUCUAAAAUGUGAAUGGGUAAGCUCUUGUUCUUAAGUAUGUUUGUAUUGGCCUUUCAUUUGUCUGAAGAUAAACUCACCACUAUAACUUCUGGGAAUAAAGUGUUUCUAUAUUUCA
Messenger RNA from Solea senegalensis (Senegalese sole), 3496 nucleotides. It is a transcript of the gene hycc1, whose product is annotated as family with sequence similarity 126 member A. Gene Ontology annotation, cellular component: plasma membrane. The record is from RefSeq and is a predicted model, not a curated record. NCBI's taxonomy places the organism in Eukaryota, Metazoa, Chordata, Actinopteri, Pleuronectiformes, Soleidae. Gene Ontology annotation, biological process: protein localization to plasma membrane; phosphatidylinositol phosphate biosynthetic process. The coding region runs from base 201 to 1700 and encodes 499 amino acids. The transcript has 11 exons.